AUGUCAAACAAAUCCAACAAGUCCAACCAGCAAACAAAACCAACAAACCGAACACGACCAACAAGCCAAACAAAACCAACAAGCAAAACAAAUCCAACUAGUCAAACAAGCCAACAAACCCAACACAACAAACCCAACACGCCAAACAAGCCAACACGUCAAACAAAUCCAACAAGUCAAACAAACCCAACAAGUCCAACAAGCGAAACAAGUCCAACAAACCCAACAAGCCAAACAAGUCGAACGUCAAACAAACCCAACAAGUCCAACAAGCCAACACGUCCAACAAGCCAACACGUCAAACAAAGCCAACACGUCAAACAAAUCCAACAAGCCAAACAAGUCAAACAAAACCAACAAACCCAGCAAGCCAAACAAAUCCAACAAGUCAAACAAGCAAACAAAACCAACACGCAAACAAAUCCAACAAGUCAAACAAGCAAACAAAACCAACACGCCAAACAAGCCAACACGUCAAACAAUCCAAACAAACCCAACAAGUCCAACAAGCCAAACAAGUCCAACAACCAAACAAGUCCAACAAGCCAAACAAAACCAACAAGUCCAACAAACCAAACAAGUCAAACAAAACCAACAAACCCAACAAGCCAAACAAAUCCAACAAGCCAACAAAACCAACACGUCCAACAAGCCAACACGUUCAAACAAAGCCAACACGUCAAACAAACCCAACAAGUCCAACAAGCCAAACAAGUCCAACAAGCCAAACAAGUCGAACAAGUCAAACAAACCCAACACGUCCAACAAGCCAACACGUCAAACAAAGCCAACACGUCAAACAAAUCCAACAAGCCAAACAAGUCCAACAAGUCAAACAAAACCAACAAGGCAAACAAAACCAACAAGUCCAACAAACCAAACAAAACCAACAAACCCAACAAGUCAAACAAAUCCAACAAGCCAACAAAACCAACACGUCCAACAAGCCAACACGUCAAACAAAGCCAACACGUCAAACAAACCCAACAAGCCAAACAAGUCCAACAAGUCAAACAAACCCAACAAGUCCAACACGUCCAACAAGCCAACACGUCAAACAAAGCCAACACGUCAAAUCCAACAAGCCAAACAAGUCCAACAAGCCAAACAAAACCAACAAACCCAACAAGUCAAUCAAGGAAACAAAACCAACACGCCAAACAAGCCAACACGUCAAACAAUCCAAACAAACCACAAAACCAACACGCCAAACAAGCCAACACGUCAAACAAUCCAAACAAACCCAACAAGUCCAACAAGCCAAACAAGUCCAACAAGCUGAACAAGUCCAACAAACCCAACAAAACCAACAAGCCAGCACGUCAAACAAAUCCAACAAGCCAAACAAGUCAAACAAACACAACAAGUCAAACAAAACCAAACAAGUCAAACAAACACAACAAGUCAAACAAAACCAAACAAGUCAAACAAAACCAACAAGUCAAACAAAACCAACAAGUCCAACAAACCCAACAAGUCCAACAAACCCAACAAGUCAAACAAACCCAACAAGUCAAACAAAACCAACAAACCCAGCAAGUCCAACAAACCCAACAAGUCCAACAAACCCAACAAGUCAAACAAAACCAACAAGUCCAACAAACCCAACAAGUCAAACAAAACCAACAAGUCAAACAAAACCAACAAGUCAAACAAAACCAACAAGUCAAACAAAACCAACAAACCCAGCAAGUCCAACAAACCCAACAAGUCCAACAAACCAAACAAGUCAAACAAAACCAACAAGUCCAACAAACCCAACAAGUCAAACAAAACCAACAAGUCAAACAAAACCAACAAACCCAACAAGUCCAACAAACCCAACAAGUUCCAACAAACCCAACAAGUCAAACAAAACCAACAAGUCCAACAAGCCAAACAAAACCAACAAACCCAACAAACCAAACAAGUCAAACGAAACCAACAAGUCCAACAAACCCAACAAGUCAAACAAAACAAAACAAGUCCAACAAGUCAAACAAAACCAACAAGUCAAACAAAACCAACAAGUCCAACAAACCCAACAAGUCCAACAAACCCAACAAGUCAAACAAAACCGACAAGUCCAACAAACCCAACAAGUCCAACAAACCCAACAAGUCAAACAAAACCGACAAGUCCAACAAACCCAACAAGUCAAACAAAACCAACAAGUCAAACAAAACCAACAAGUCCAAGAAACCCAACAAGUCAAACAAAAGCAACAAGUCAAACAAAACCAACAAACCCAACAAGUCCAACAAACCCAACAAGUCCAACAAACCCAACAAGUCCAACAAACCCAACAAACCAAACAAGUCAAACAAAUCCAACAAGUCAAACAAAACCAACAAGUCCAACAAAACCAACAAGUCAAACAAAACCAACAAGUCAAACAAAACCAACAAACCCAACAAACGGAAGUUAA
Paramuricea clavata is the source of this 2407-nucleotide messenger RNA. The record is from the annotation of a GenBank genome assembly. NCBI's taxonomy places the organism in Eukaryota, Metazoa, Cnidaria, Anthozoa, Malacalcyonacea, Plexauridae.